GUGCGUACUCGUCAUCGCGUCUGUGCGUUCAUGCGUAAGGAAGGCGACGAGAUUCGCUGGGGAGAGACCCGCGGCGCGGACUCGGGAUUAUUUCACGUCUUUACGCGUCUGAUGAGUGAAUAUUCCAGUGUCCAGAUUUAUGAUGGACGAUCAUGUGCAGUGCACAAUCUGCUUGGAUCCGUUCAAAUGCCCGGUGACAAUCCCGUGCGGUCACACCUUCUGCAAGGCCUGCAUCUCCAAAUACUGGGACGGCAGGGACAAAGACUUCCACUGUCCGUUUUGUAAAAAAACCUUUGACACGAGGCCCGAGCUGAACCGCAACGUGUCUCUGUCCAUGUUAACGGAGAUCAGCAAGCACAGCCCGGUCAAGACAGGAGCCUGCGUCCACACGGAGCCGGAGCCGGAGCCCGAGCAGAUCUGUGAGCGGCACCAGAAACCUCUGGUCAUCUACUGCAGGAACGACAGCAUGUGUGUUUGCUACGAGUGCUCUGUCAACGAGUGCAAGGGCCAUGAUAAAAUGUUGGUGGUAGAAGAACGGAAGAACAGAGAGGCAGAAUUGAAGAAAAAGGGUGCAAAGUUAAAAAACCACCAGGAAAGCACUGAGGGAAACCGCUUGGAGCUCAUGGAGAACAUGGAAAAAGCAAAGGUAUCACUACAGCAGACGUCUCAGUGGGUGAACACCAAGUUCUCACAGCUCAUAAAGGUACUGGCAGAGAAACAGGAAGUGACCGAGCUUUUUCUGGAGCAGCAGCAGGAAGUGACGCUGUCCCAGGCUGAGGAGAGGCUGGCUGUUCUGGAGGAGAGAGCAACACAGCUCGCUGCCCUUCAGGAGGAGAUCAGCAGCCUGUGCUCGCUCCCUCCCUGCCAGCUCAUCAAGGACUCCAGGUUCAUAGAGGUCCCACAGUUCGGUGACGUUCCCGUGGAUGUGCAUGUGAGCGUGCAGGAGAAGCUGACGCCCGUCACAGACGUCCUGUCCCGCGUGUCCAAGCUGGUGUGUGAGGAUCUGGAGAGAGCCGUUCAGGUGUCCGCAGGACAGGAUAAAGAGGGCUCUCCUCAAGAUAAAAGGCCAAUUUUGGCCGUUGUUCCCAGUCCUGCAACACCGUCGUAUCCAGCCGAGACAGAGGGACUGAACGCCUACCGCUGCAACCUGACCUUCGACCCUCGCACAGCCAACGCUCACCUACGGCUCUCCCAGAGCAACAGGAGGGCGGAGCAUCUGAUCUCGGGGCCCCGCCCCGUGCCGGCCGACGAGUCCCGCUUCGACCACACCUGGCAGGUGCUGUGCUUCCAGAGCUUCACUCACGGCCAGCACUACUGGGAGCUGGAGGUGUCCAAACCGUGGGCCUACGUGGGCGUGACGUACCCCAACAUCCCGCGCAAGGAGAAGGGCAAGCGCUGCAUGGUGGGGAUGAACGAGCUGUCCUGGAGCCUGCAGCUGGACGAGAGGCAGCUGAGCGCGUGGCACGCCGGCUGCAAGGAGUCCGUCGCCGCUCAGCUGCAGCCGAACGCUCAGCCGCUGCGCAUCGGGAUGCUGCUGGACUACGAGGCCGGGACGCUGACGUACUACGGCGAGGGACAGGUCCGGCUGCACGCUUUUCACUGCGCCUUCACGCAAGCGCUGCUCCCGGCCUGCUGGAUCGGGAAGGGCGUCACCAUCACGCUCUGUGAACCGCGAGCGUGAACGGGCUCCAUCCUGGGAAACGGAUGUGUCCCUUACCGCGGCUGAACCUGAGACGCGUGGCCUUCCUGACGAGCUCGGGAUCCGGUCUGGGAUGGCUCGGGUUGGUCUGUGGAGAAUUGUGCGAGGGCCGAAAUACACUUCACAGAAGCGCAUGAAUGCAGAUGCUCAUGUAUGUGACCCUGGGCCACAAAACCUGUCAGUUUUGCGAAAUGUGUAUUUAUGCGCCGUCUGAAGGCUGGAUAAUUAAGCUUUUCCGUUGGCGUACGGUUUGUUAGGACAGUAUUGGGAUGAAAUACAACAAAAAAAAAAAUAGGGUGCAAAAAAAUAUAAAUGCUGACAAAAUCGCCUUUAAAGUUGCCCAAAUGAAGUUCUUAGCAAUGCAUAUUACUAAUCAAAAAUUAUGCUUUGAUAUA
Messenger RNA from Puntigrus tetrazona (Sumatra barb), 2094 nucleotides. It is a transcript of the gene trim65, whose product is annotated as tripartite motif containing 65. The coding region runs from base 140 to 1681 and encodes 513 amino acids. Lineage: Eukaryota; Metazoa; Chordata; Actinopteri; Cypriniformes; Cyprinidae. Gene Ontology annotation, molecular function: protein binding; zinc ion binding. The record is from RefSeq and is a predicted model, not a curated record. The transcript is spliced from 7 exons.